Alosa alosa (allis shad) is the source of this 1434-nucleotide messenger RNA. RefSeq names its product ammonium transporter Rh type B-like. NCBI's taxonomy places the organism in Eukaryota, Metazoa, Chordata, Actinopteri, Clupeiformes, Clupeidae. Gene Ontology annotation, cellular component: plasma membrane. The record is from RefSeq and is a predicted model, not a curated record. Gene Ontology annotation, biological process: ammonium transmembrane transport; ammonium homeostasis. The coding region runs from base 1 to 1434 and encodes 477 amino acids. The transcript has a single exon. Gene Ontology annotation, molecular function: ammonium channel activity.
AUGAUGAAGCAAGCCACGAGCCUCAGGGUGCGCCUGCCGGUGCUGGUGUUUGUGUCCGAGAUCGUGUUCCUGGCCCUGUAUGCCUGCUUCGUAACCUACGACGACAAUGCUGACGCUAAGUUUCAGAACAACCUCACCAAUCCCAUGGACAACUCCCUCUACAGGGAUUAUCCCUACUUUGCAGACGUGCAGGUCAUGAUCUUUAUUGGCUUCGGCUGCCUGCUGGCAUUCUUGCGUUUCUAUGGCUUCAGUGGUAUGGUCUUCAACUUCCUGACGGCCACGUUUGCCAUCCAGUGGGCCAUCCUGGUGCAGGGCUACUUCCAGUUCUACUCCGAUGGAAAGAUUCACCUGGGCGUGAUAAACCUUCUGAAUGCCGAGUUCGCCUGCGCCGUUGUGCUGAUCUCCUUCGGGGCCGUCCUGGGGAAGACGAGUCCAGUGCAACUCCUGGUGAUGGCUAUCCUCGAAAUCCCCGUUUUUUCCCUCACUGAGUGGGCAGUGCUCAAGUAUCUGAAGAUCACUGAUUCUGGCGGGUCUAUCCUUAUCCACCUCUUCGCCUGCUACUUUGGCCUGGGGGUCACGUUUGUGCUCUACCGCCCCUCGCUAAACAACGGCCACCCGAAGGAGCUCACCAGCUACCAGUCUGACAUCCUGUCUGUGAUAGGGACUCUGUUUCUCUGGGUGUUCUGGCCCUCCUUCAACUCGGCGCUGACCCACAAAGGGGACGACCAGCACAGGGCCAUCCUCCACACGUUCAUUGGACUGAGCGCCUCCACGCUCACUGCCUUCGCCCUCUCCACCAUGCUCAACAAGAGGGGCAAGAUCACAAUGGCCGACGUCCAGAAUGUCACCCUGGCUGGAGGUGUCACGGUCGGGGCCUCCGUUGACAUGAUGAUCUCCCCGGUGGCCGCCUAUGCCCUUGGGAUGAUCGGCUGCACAGCCUGCAUGCUCGGCUACAAGUAUCUCACUCCUUUCCUCGCCCGCCGCCUGAGGAUUCAAGACAUGUGCGGCAUCCACAACCUCCAUGGGCUGACUGGCCUCAUAUCCUGUCUAGCUGGUAUCUGCGCCAUCCUCCUGGCCUCCGAAGAGACCUACGGCCCCAGCAUGUACCAGAUCUUUGCCCAUCGCGCCCCCAUGGAGGGAGACCCAAAACUUCUGGAGCUCCAGCAGCUGAUCCCAGGGCUCAAGCCGGGCCUGGGUCGCACAGCUGAAACGCAGGCUCUCUACCAGGUGGCGGCCAUUUUUUCCACCAUAGCAGCGGCAGCGGUCGGUGGGUUGCUGACCGGUCUGGUCAUGAAGCUUCCUUUCCUGGCACCGUUCUCAGAUGACUUCUGCUUUGAUGACGAGUUGUUCUUUGACAUGCCUUCUGAUUACGAGUACCUCACCUCAAGCCUCAACCACAAAGAGCCGUUGAAGGAUGAAGAUUCAAAAGUCUGA